This is a messenger RNA of Macroventuria anomochaeta, 678 nucleotides long. RefSeq lists its product as uncharacterized. The transcript is spliced from 2 exons. The record is from RefSeq and is a predicted model, not a curated record. The coding region runs from base 1 to 678 and encodes 225 amino acids. NCBI's taxonomy places the organism in Eukaryota, Fungi, Ascomycota, Dothideomycetes, Pleosporales, Didymellaceae. Gene Ontology annotation, cellular component: membrane.
AUGAGCCACAAUGACCCUCGUUCGGAGGCUUCCAAGAAGUUGGAUCUGAUAUCCCGAGGUGACUAUACGCCAACACCUGCUGGCAAAGCGACCUUUUUCCUGCUUCGCGCAGCCGAGCCGGUUCUCCAAUAUGGUGUUCUUGCUCAUGGCAUUGGUCCGCCGAUCCUGCACCGUCUUGAACUUCGAACACUUCCUCCAGGCCCCCCAGCGCAUACAGGCAUAGCUGCCAUUGACAAUCUAGGCCUGUCGCCCAGCUAUGCCUUCCUUCUAAGCGCAACAUCAGCUUCCAAGGAGACAGACUUCCCUCAGCCAUCUCUCGUCGUGGGCGGGACAUUGUAUACCGUCGGCAUCCUUACCGAACUUGUGGCAGAGAUCCAGCGCAAACGCUUCAAGUCAGACCCAAAGAACAAGGGCAAGGCCUACAUCGGAGGGCUUUGGCAGGUCGCUCGUCACAUCAAAUAUGGUGGAUAUACGAUCUGGAGGGCAGGCUAUGCAUUGGCCGGUGGUGGCUGGGCUCUUGGUGCGAUGGUUGCUGCGCUGGUUGGUGCGCUCUUUGCGAUCGACUUUUCGACGCGGGCAAUACCUGUACUCAAUGAGUACUGUGAGAAGAGAUAUGGCGAGGCUUGGGGAAAGUUCAAGCAACAGACGCCAUACCACUUGGUCCCUUUCGUGUAUUGA